AUGUCAGACCCUUCGGAGCCAGUGCUUAUAGAUCCACAGGAUGAACCGAUCAUUGAUACCUUCGAUCUUGUCUUCCUUAUUUCUGCUGGUCUCGUUGCAGUCUUGUAUCUUUUCCGCGAGGCUAUAUUUGGUCCUAAGAAGCCUUCUGCCUUACCUCCACCUGUAGCAAUUCCUAGACCUCCUCAAAAAAAGGACAAAAAUUUUAUCAAAAAGAUGCGAAAUACUGAUUGUGAUAUGACUCUUCUUGACGAUUUUCCUGAUGAUUGUUUGGCAUUCUUUUUAAUGGCAACUUAUGGUGAAGGUGAACCUACUGAUGAUGCUGUCGAAUUCUGGGAAUUAAUAAAUUCGGAUAAUCCUGAAUUUUCUAAAGGUAUGCCAAUUGAAGACAAACCAUUGUCAAGCCUUCGAUACGUUGUUUUUGCUUUGGGAAAUAAAACAUAUGAGCAUUUUAAUGCUGUUGGAAGACUUGUCGAUUCCAAAUUAUCGGAAUUUGGGGCUACAAGAAUUGGUGAGCGUGGUGAAGGCGAUGAUGAUGGCAGUUUAGAAGAAGAUUUCCUUGGUUGGAAAGAAGAUAUGUGGAAAGCAGUAUGUGACGCCAUGAAUAUUGAUCCUAACGAUUCUCAAAAUCAUAGAACUCGUAUUGCUGCUUACAAGAUUACCGAGUUGGAACAUUACGAUAACGAUACUGUAUUCUAUGGUGAACUUAGUGAACAUGCUCUGAAUAGUGGAACUCGUAUUUCCUAUGAUGCCAAGAAUCCUUUUCCAUCAGCAAUCACUGCCUCUCGAGAAUUAUUCAAUUCAACAGAUCGCAAUUGUGUGCAUAUGGAAUUAGAUAUUACUGGUUCAGGUCUUUAUUAUCAGUCGGGUGAUCAUGUUGCAAUCUGGCCCAUAAAUCCCGAACAAGAUGUUUAUCGUUUGCUUAAAGUAUUGGGACUUUGGGAUAAAAAAGACACCAUAGUCACAGUUGAAAGCACUGAUCCAUCAGCAUCUAAAAAACAUCCUUUCCCGGUCCCUACUACAUAUGCCACGAUCUUUCGUAAUUAUCUUGACAUUAAUUCACCGGCAUCUCGUCAAUUUAUUGCCACUCUGGCAAAUUAUGCGCCCACCGAAGAAGGCAAAUCUAGACUCACUACUUUAGGGCAAGAUAAAGAAGCUUACCGAAUUGAAGUCGCUGAUGCUCACUUAACUCUUGGUGAAGUACUAGAAUUGGCAUCCUCGAACGGCAAGCAAUUGGAUAGUAUACCAUUGGAUCUGAUAAUAGAAACCUUACCAAGGCUUCAAUGCAGAUAUUAUUCAAUUUCUAGCACAUCUAAAGUCGCUCCAACAAGUAUUCACAUCACUGCGUCAGUUUUACGUUAUCAACCUUUAACUUCUCCUAAGAAGACAGUUUACGGUCUAGCAACAAAUUACAUCCAUCAAGUUCAUCGUAAACUCAAUAAUAUUGAGCAUCCAGAUACGUCACCAUACUACUUAUAUUCUGGCCCUAGAGACAAGUAUUAUGAUGAUUCUACCAACACAAUUAAAUUUGCUAUACAUGUUCGAAAUACAAACUUUAAAUUACCCAAGAAUCUCAAAAUUCCGGUUGUGAUGGUAGGUCCUGGUACUGGUGUGGCUCCUUUCCGAGGAUUCGUUAUCGAAAGAGCCAAGUACAAGUCUGAAGGUGAUACAGUUGGCGAUACAGUUUUGUUCUUUGGAUGUCGAAAACGUAACGAAGACUUUUUAUAUGCUAAUGAAUUUGAUGAGUUAUUCACUGUCCUUGGUGAAAAUGGGAAAUUGGUCACAGCAUUCUCAAGGGAACAAGAUACAAAAGUUUAUGUACAACAUCGUCUUGUUGAACAUCAACAGUAUAUUUGGGAAUUGAUUUACACUAGAGGUGGCUAUUUUUAUGUUUGCGGUGACGCUAAAAAUAUGGCACGUGAUGUCAAUAAUGCGCUCAUUCAGAUAGCACAAACAUGUGGUGGUAUGGAUGAAAACAGCUCAAUAGCGUACGUCAAAGACUUAAGAAGCCGUGGAAGAUAUCAAGAAGAUGUAUGGAGUUAG
Messenger RNA from Cetraspora pellucida, 2040 nucleotides. The record is from the annotation of a GenBank genome assembly. NCBI's taxonomy places the organism in Eukaryota, Fungi, Glomeromycota, Glomeromycetes, Diversisporales, Gigasporaceae.